AUGGCCCAAUCGAUCAACCCACGGCUCCCUGCACUCCUGCUCUACGCCGCGAGUCCGGACGGAGCAGCGAGGGAGGAGGAGGAGCUGGUGUUUGGCGCCGUGCAGGCUGCUCUCGUGGCACACGGACCGGGUCAGCUGCAGCGGCUGGAGCUGCGCUGUGUGGCGGAUGGGCGCGUGCUGCUGCACGCUGCGGUUACCGUUACCUUCUGGUGCCAGCCACAGACGGACGUGCGUGUGCACAUGGUAACACCGGACGGCACUCGCUGGAUCCUCAUGUUCUCAAGCGCAGCAGACUCCUCCGCGUUUCUUCUCGCCAUUGGCUUUGCUCGUGCUCUCGCCACAUCCCUCUCGGCACACCUUGCUUCUGCGGCAGCACAGACCUACCCUCCACUCACCUACGUGCCCGUCCCUCCCACGCUGCAAGAUGUUCUGCUGAGCACAGGCGGACACAGGUCGCAGGCAGAGGGGGGAGACACUGUGCAAGUGGCGGUGACAGCAUGGCUGGCUGACCCCUUCACAUCACCACACCUGCCUCCCCUCAAGCCGUUUCUCGUCACUCAAGGCAAGGGAGUGAAGCUGCUACUUGGCUCGCACAAGGCCUUAGAAGCUCUGGAGCAAGGCAUAGUGGGCAUGCGCAAGGGGGGGAGGCGCUUCCUCUCCGUUUCAACCACUGCAGCCGGCCGUGGGGAUUUUCCAUCCCUGCCUCCUAAUCUGCCCCUAAACACCCUCUUAUUCCUCGACAUCACCCUUCAUCGAAUGCGCAAACCCAAUGCAUCUGCAUCAUUAGCAGCGGCAUCACCAGCUGGUGCCACAGCUCAAGGCCAGUCAGGAGGAGCGGCUAGCAGCAGGCGUCGCAAGUCAUCCACACACUCUCUCCCUCACUCUUCAACUCCCAGCGAAGCCGAUGUAGACCCGAACCUAGACCCGAACCUAGACCCGGACAUGGACAGUGACAUGAGUGAUGCUCUCUCUGUGGCUUCUGCAGCUGAUUCCAUCUCCUCCUCCUUCUCCUCCCGCUCAACUCCUGUCAGCCCUUCCAAGCUCUUUCGCAAUGCCUGGCCGGGAGGCCUCUCCUCUGCUUCUGGUUUGCACGGGUCAGCUUCCUCGCUGGCUUCGGCCUCUGCUAAGACGCCACCUGGCACGCCCCCAUUGGCUGGUGCUGCUGCUGCCUCGGGAGUUCCGCUUGGGCGUACCAGUAUGGGUCGUGCAGCGAGUGAGAGAGGGGGGCAGGAGGCAGAAGGAGUGGAAGGGGUGAAAGGGGCAGAUGGGGUAAGGAGAGUAGAUGCGGUAAGGAGAUUAGACGGGCCAGCAACAAAAGAGGUAGGAGGAGUUACAGCAGGAGCAGCAGCGAAUCGAGCAGAACAACAAGCCGUUUGCAAGGAUAACGCUGCUGUGAAGGGUGCUGUUGUUGCUCUACAUGGCAACAGCAUUGCAGCAGGUUUCGGGGGCAGCAGCGGAUGGGCGUGA
Molecule: messenger RNA, 1467 nt
Organism: Closterium sp. Yama58-4
Lineage: Eukaryota; Viridiplantae; Streptophyta; Zygnematophyceae; Desmidiales; Closteriaceae
Source: the annotation of a GenBank genome assembly